GACAUUACAUAGCGCACAUUAACAACCUACAUGUUCCACUGCAAGUAAGUAGUUGACCAAUUUGCGGCGUUCCGGCGGUGGAGUAAAGUGAAAACGAGAGAACACUAGCCACCGACAUUUUAAAAUUACAUCACCAAUGGCCAUAACCGCCACCAUUUCAGUCUCUAUUACAACACCCACUCGCCGCUCUCUUUCCUCCAUCAAUUCCAUUCUCCCUUCUUCCCGAUCCAUUUCUGCCACACCACAACCCACUUUCAAAUACCCCAAUUCCCGCCUCGUUGCACUUGCUUCCUCCAUGAAAACUGAAACUCCCAUUAAAACAACAACCUCCACUUCAUUCCUUCACCAUAAGGAAUCUGGUUUUCUCCAUUUCGCUAAGUAUCACGGUCUCGGAAACGACUUCGUUUUGAUUGAUAAUAGAGACUCUUCUGAGCCAAAGAUUAGUUCAGAGAAAGCUGUACAACUAUGUGAUCGUAACUUUGGUGUUGGUGCUGAUGGAGUUAUCUUUGUAUUGCCUGGUAUCGAUGGUACUGAUUAUACAAUGAGGAUUUUCAACUCUGAUGGUAGUGAGCCUGAGAUGUGUGGCAAUGGAGUGCGAUGCUUUGCCAAAUUUGUUUCUCAGCUUGAGAGUUUACAUGGGAGGCACAGUUUCACCAUACACACUGGUGCUGGGAAGAUUGUUCCUGAAGUCUUGGGGGAUGGAAAUGUCAGAGUUGAUAUGGGGGAACCGGUUCUUAAAGCAUCAGAUGUGCCUACUAAAUUAUCUCCAAAUAAGGAUCAUGCUGUUGUUAAAUCAGAGAUAGAUGUUGAUGGAAGUAUCUGGAAUGUGACUUGUGUUAGCAUGGGAAAUCCACACUGUGUAACCUUCAGCAAUAAAGGAAGUCAGAAUUUGCUUGUUGAUGAAUUGAAGCUAGCAGAAAUUGGCCCAAAAUUUGAACAUCACGAGGUGUUCCCUGCACGAACUAACACAGAGUUUGUGCAAGUUCUUUCUAAUUCUCACCUGAAGAUGCGUGUUUGGGAGCGUGGUGCAGGAGCAACUCUUGCCUGUGGAACUGGAGCUUGUGCUGUAGUUGUUGCAGCAGUUCUUGAGGGUCGUGCUGGGCGAGACUGCACGGUUGAUCUACCUGGAGGGCCUCUUCAGAUUGAAUGGAAGGAUGAAGAUAAUCAUGUCUAUAUGACAGGUUCUGCAGAACUAGUGUAUUAUGGCUCUUUGCCCCUUUGAAAUACAGCCCCUAAAUUAUUGUUAAACCCAAUACUUCGGGGAGUUAUGAAUUGCUGAAUUAUAAAUGUAAAACAGGUGUACUUUUAUAUUUUAGUUCAUGUUUUCACCAUGAAUUCAUUGUCUUCCAUUUAUAAAUAGAUACACGUAGUUAU
Messenger RNA from Medicago truncatula (barrel medic), 1374 nucleotides. Its product is annotated as diaminopimelate epimerase, chloroplastic. Bases 137 to 1222 code for a protein of 361 amino acids. The transcript has 9 exons. Gene Ontology annotation, molecular function: diaminopimelate epimerase activity. Lineage: Eukaryota; Viridiplantae; Streptophyta; Magnoliopsida; Fabales; Fabaceae. Gene Ontology annotation, cellular component: cytoplasm; cytosol. The record is from RefSeq and is a predicted model, not a curated record.